Molecule: messenger RNA, 2111 nt
Organism: Myiozetetes cayanensis
Lineage: Eukaryota; Metazoa; Chordata; Aves; Passeriformes; Tyrannidae
Gene: COQ9
Product: coenzyme Q9
Exons: 9
Coding region: 139-1287 (382 amino acids)
Biological process (GO): ubiquinone biosynthetic process
Cellular component (GO): mitochondrial inner membrane
Molecular function (GO): lipid binding
Source: RefSeq, a predicted model, not a curated record
GCGCUCCCAAGAUGGCGGCGGCGGGCGCGGCGCGGCGCGCGGGCUGGCGGCUGUGGCGGGGCCGCGCGGUGGUCAGGUGCCAGCACUACCCACCACUCCGAGCUCUCCAGGCCUCGGCCGCGCUGAGGAGAGUCUCCGAUGAGCACAAGAAGGAGCCUUUCACAUCUUCCUCUCAGCACCAGUUCGAUCCACAUCCAGCAGGUCACCAGCCCGAGCAGGAACCUCAGGGCCCUCACCCCAGGCAGCGGUGGCAGCGAGCGAGUGGCAGAGCCCAGGGUGCUGGUGUGUGGUGGUGGCGUUCCCCUCACUGUAACAAUACCUUCUCAUAGUUGCACUGGCCAGGGCGGCCAGGAGUCUGAGGACUAUGAGAGCGAGGAGCAGCUGCAGCGUCGAAUCCUCACAGCGGCGCUGGAGUUUGUGCCUGAGCAUGGCUGGACUGCAGAGGCCAUUGCAGAGGGAGCCAAGACCCUGGGCCUCUCUGUUGCUGCUGCAGGGAUGUUUCACAGUGAUGGCAGUGAACUGAUCCUCCACUUUGUGUCUGAGUGCAACGCCAAGCUGUCUGAGCUGCUGGAGAAGGAGCAAAAACUAGUGCAGCUGGGUGAAGCAGAGAAGAAGCCUACAGAUGAAUUCCUGAGAGAUGCUGUGGAAGCCAGACUGAGGAUGCUGAUUCCAUAUAUUGAGAAAUGGCCCCAGGCCCUGAGCGUCCUGUUGCUCCCACGUAACAUCCCCUCCAGCCUCAGCCUCCUCACCAGCAUGAUCGAUGAUAUCUGGCACUAUGCUGGGGACCAGUCCACAGAUUUCAACUGGUACACCCGCCGGGCCGUGCUCACCGGCAUCUACAACACCACUGAGCUGGUGAUGCUGCAGGACUCGUCCCCCGACUUCGAGGACACCUGGCGCUUCCUGGAGAACAGGGUGGCUGACGCCAUGAACAUGAGCAACACAGCCAGCCAGGUACAAUCCACUGGAGAAGCUGUUGUCCAGGGCCUGAUGGGAGCUGCAGUUACUGUAAGUAAUGUUGAAACUCUGAGACCAGAAUUGCUUCUGUCCCCUCCCAUGCUGAAUGCCAGCCCUGUGCUAGAGGUUCGUGCUCCCAUGGACACUUGGGAGGUGGCACCUGUCCCUGAGCCAGAGCAGGGUGACUUCCUCAAGCUGUUUCAGUUGACCUCAGUGCCCUUCCAAGAAUUCAUUCACUUCUUGGUAUUGUCCUGGACUGCUUUGUGUCCAUGCAGAGGGAGCUUCGCUUCCUCUGGGGUACAAAACAGCCCUUUGUGUACCCAGGAGUGACUUUUCAAGGGCUUCAGGGCCUUGCUGUGAUUCUAUUUUUGGACAACUCCCAUUCCAUUUAGCAACAAAGUGGUUUCCUUGCUAUCAAAAAUACAUUUUCCUUGUGUCAGGACAAGACACACAGGCUGGAACAUAAAUUAGAAAUAAGUUUUACUGAUGAAGCAGUUCUCAAGAUUUCUCUGCCACCUCCUUUCCCCUGCACUUAUGGUGGAAUUUAGUGUCUCUCAGCCUCUCUCCUCUUUUCACUCUAUGGUCUGUCCCUUCAGCAGAUCCACUGUGCAGAUAAACAGGAGGAACUGGAUGGAUUCUGAAGGGGGUGGGUUGUAGCCAGGUGUUUGGGAACAGAAUCAUCCCUACACAUAACUGUUAGGGGGAAAACAGCCUGACCCUCCCACGUCCAGGGGUGCUGUACAGGUGUCCCCAGUGUGUCCCUGUACAGGUGUCCUGAGCUCUUCGGGUCUCUGCAAAACGGAUGGGAGAGCUGAAGGCCCCAAAAGCUUAAAUUCACCGUCAGGGUCUGUGUGGCCACAGGAACAAAACCAAGCUGAAACUUGGAGAGCAGGUGCCCGUCAGAGGGGUGGCUGUAGGUUGAUCCUGUAUGUCCAGGGACAUCCUUCACCCCCUCCCGGCCCCUGGCCGCGGUGAUGCUCCUCGCCCCCCACAUCUCAGCUCCCAGCACACGGCGGCUGCUCCGAGACACCGGCACUAAACCCGCUCUCGCUGUGUCCGCAGAUCAAGAACCUGGCGGGGCUGAACCAGCGCCGGUGAGGCGGGAGCGGCGGCGGGCGGCCCUUUCCCCGGCACCAAUAAACUCCUACUCUGUC